This is a messenger RNA of Bactrocera neohumeralis, 7202 nucleotides long. Its product is annotated as probable Rho GTPase-activating protein CG5521. Gene Ontology annotation, biological process: positive regulation of GTPase activity; regulation of small GTPase mediated signal transduction. The record is from RefSeq and is a predicted model, not a curated record. Gene Ontology annotation, molecular function: GTPase activator activity. Gene Ontology annotation, cellular component: cytoplasm; nucleus. The transcript is spliced from 8 exons. Bases 503 to 6625 code for a protein of 2040 amino acids. Lineage: Eukaryota; Metazoa; Arthropoda; Insecta; Diptera; Tephritidae.
UUUUACGCUGUAGAAAUUUUCGCAACCAGUAUUUUACAAUAAAAAGGUGGUUUUAAUUCAUAAAAAUAUUCGAAUAUUGUAAUAUAAGUGCUAAAGAAUCGUUUUGUAUUAAAUUUUGCUACAAGAAUCUAAUUUGAAAUGCAGAAAAGUGCGUUUGAAAAAAAUGUGAUACGAAGAAAGUCUUAAAGUGGUCAAGAAAAAUAUGUGAAAAUUUUUGCCAGCAGUAAAAGUGGUAGUGUGGAUAAAAAAUACAACAACAACGAUAUAGCCAAAGCAAUUUCUUAUAUUGUUUGUGGCCAGAAAAGUUACUACGCACCUGUCGAUGUAACCACCUUUACCAGCUAUACUCCAUUGCAUAGUGUUACCUAUUGUUUCAUUGAACGGAUUGCGCUAAAUAUCCAAAUGAGCUCAUCUUGGGUCCGUAUGGAUAAUAUUAAGCAGAAACUAUGACCCGACAAUAACAGUGUGUGUCGAAAAAAGUGAUAAACACAGUAGUUGCAAAAUGUUUACGAAAAAAUCUCAUGCGGAUAUAAAGAAGUCUACGGGCAAGUUUCAGGACUGCAAGAAGGAUUCCACAUCCCGCUUGCGUCAUUUGCGUACAAUUCUAGACAAUGUUGACCAAGAAGAGGCAAAAUCAUUAUUCGAAACGAACUAUAGUCACGUAUAUUUUAUACUCUACGACACCUUCAUCCAAGCGGAGGCGAACUUAAAGCAAAAAGAACUUCCGUUUCAUAUUGUACACAAAGCUCAUCGCGAAGAAUUGGACGGCUCGCUAUGGCUGCUCGAGAAGAUACUGUGUUGGCUGCCGGAGUUACUGGCACGGCGCUGGCAAUGCCACUCACUCAGUCGCAUUAUGGCCAAGUUGCUGCAUUUGGGGAACUCGCCGAAACUGCGGCGCGAGGGCGUGCGCUAUUUCCUCUUGUGGUAUCAGGCGCUGGGUGAAAAUGCACCCUCCUACGUGCAUUCCAUGUACGCCGAUCUGAUACCGGGUUUGAUAGUGCCGCAGAAAGGCAUUGUCGGCCCGGAUGUCGAGUUCAAUGCGACCGAUUUUCUCAAUCAUCCGAAUAUGAAAGUCGACGGCGGCACAACUUCGGUUUUCCACGAUACCUUUUCGCAUCCGGUGCAGAAUUCCGAAAUUGUGGCAUUGCUGCCGCCCUCCUCGAAUGAAAAAUCCGCACCGCCAGAUCCACGUGAUGGCCUGGAGAUUCUAUUAAAUAGUAUGUUGCAAACUGUUGCUUGUUUGCGCUGGCGCGACAAUCGCUCACAAAAGGAUCACAAGGCGUUUGCGUUUUUGCUGCAGCGUUUCAAGGACGUUUUCCUGCCCGUGUUCUGUCCCAACUUCGAUUUCAGCAUGUCCGUUUACGACCCACGUCUCGAAUUGCCCAUUAUGCGUUCGGUGAACAAGAAGGAGGAAGUGAUGUCCUCUUGUGUGGUGGUGCUGAUCAAUUGGAUCUCGCACUUCACGCAUGAGCGCACCAUGAAUCAUCGCCUAGAUAAUAUGCACAUCAAUGAGGGACAUCGUCUGCGCGCCUACCAGCAGAGCUUGAUUGUGCGCGAUGUGCUGUAUGCAACGCGCGAAAAUAUAAACUUCGUACACGAAGUAUAUCGACAAGCGUUCCUGUUGAAUUUCACAACGAAAUCGCAAAUCGAUGCGAUACGCACCGCAAUUGCUGUUUACCGCGACUGGAUGACGGGCACCACACCACCACAUUUCUUGCUCGAACCGGACGACAAUGGUAGUGGCAAUGCAGCGUUACCGAACAAUAGCUCGGCUGGCAGCACGCCGCGUAGUCAGCGCCUACGCACACCGUCCUACGUUGGUGCUAUGAGCAAGGAGAAUGUAGCGGUACGCGCUGGCCUACAAAAUGUGCUACAGAUUUUCGUCACAAAUGCCGCGAACGUGUUUCUGGUCAACACCAGUCAUUUAAACAUAAACUUUUCGACCAAAUCGCGCGACUAUCGCUCAACGCCUUUGCACGAGCAGACGGAGGUGUGCAAGAAAGUGCUGAAUGUCUACCGCACGAUGGUGAUGAAUACGCGCAUGGAGCCGAAGACGUGGGAACAGCUGUUGCUGGUUUUGCUGCAGGUGACAUCGAUUGUGUUGCAUCAGAACCUAUCCGGUUCGAAGAGUUCCAGUUUGGGUGGCAUACUUGGUCAGGCUAUCUUUCAAACGCUGAUUGUCACAUGGAUACGCGCACAUACCAAUGUGCCGGUGAAUGUGCAACUUUGGGAAAAAUUUCUCGCCGUGCUCGCUUCGCUAACGUAUCGCGACGAGCUGAUCAUCGAAUGGGAUAAGACAAUUCAAACUUUGACGCGCGUCUUUUCGCGUUAUGUAUACGCGCUGAAUUUGCAAGAUCUGCCGUUGGAUCGGCUGGCCGAAAGCAAGGGUAAGCGCCGACGCAUCGGCAGCGUAUGGCAGCAAUCGGGCGGCUCUGCUAUAGGCGCGUUAAAGGAAAGUCGUGAUCGUGAUAGCGCAGUCGAUCGCGAACGUGAAUCGAACAGCAGUCGUUCAGAUGAGCAAUCAAAUACGGGCACUGGUGGGCAGUUACACUCUCACCAACAUUCGCUGAGCAGCGGUGGCCAUGGCAUGCAUGCACAUGGCGGCGCAACAUUGCGUUCGGGACAUGCCGCCACCACGCCGCUGCUUAGUCGCAGCUAUAGUGAAGGUAGUUUGGCGUCAGUGGCGCGCAAUUCGCGCAUGCGCAGUCGGCGUCAUCGCAAUAUGCAAAAGAACGCUGUGCCACCGGUAUUGCCGACAAACGUCGAGCAUUCGCUGAGCGCGUUGCUGUCACAACAAUCGACAACGGAGUUGACGCUCAGUUCGGAAACGCUAAAUGCGCGGCGCUUUGGAGGCGGCGCCUACACGCAUGCUAUGCAACAGCACAACGAUAUGCGGCGCGCGAUGUCACUAGAUUCGGUAGCGAAUUUCGGCGCGCGCCCAAGGGGUCGCAAGCGUCGUCAACGCAGCUCCACACAUGGCGAUGACGAUGAAGAUGUGCUAGAUGGCGAGGACAAUGAAAGCGGCGCAGAUUCACGUAGUCCAUCGCCUACGGCCAGUAGCGGCAUUGAAGGCAGCUCUAUCAAGGAUGCACAAAUACAGAUGGAUGUGCUAGCGGUGGACAGCGGCAGCUUAGAAGAGGGUAGUUCCGGCAGUUUUCUCGGUUCCGAACGUCGCUCUAUAAUACUGGGUGGUGUGGCAACGGGCUGGUUGCCGGAUUCAACGGCUAUCAUGUGGAAGCGCAUGUUGGGCGCGCUCGGCGACGUCAAUCGCAUACCGAAAGCAGAGUUACAUGCACAGGUUUUCAAACAUCUACUUGACAUGACCACCAAUCUGAUAAAGAUCAAGCAAAAUCAGGGCAUUUCCACGGACAACCAAAGUACGCCGCCACCACCUACACUCGUACCGCCCAUCGGCAUUGUGGCGCCUUGGUGCUACGGCGCUCUUGAGUUAGAUAAAUCAUUCAAAAAGGGCAAGCUGUUAGCGCUACAGCUGCUCUGCUCGCUAGCCGUGCACGGCGCUGUGUCAGGCAUGCAACAUUUGCCGCUCUUCUAUCAUUCGUUGCAUAAAUUACUCACCGGUGAGGAUCGCGAUUUGAUUUAUGCAAUUCUAAAACAUGUUGAGGGUCCACGUUUCUUGAGCCUGCUACUGCCUGGCCACACGCUGCUGCUGUUAGACAUAGUGCACGCCUCGGCGAUACUACUCACCUCGCUUGAAGCGAAUCGCAACACACCGCGCGCCGAGGUAGCCGCCUUGCUCGGUUCGCUGCUCUGUUACCCUUCAACGCUCAUACCGCGUCCAGUAUUGCAACCGUCGCCACAAAUCUUCGAAUUGAUGGAGUGUCCCGAUCUGCAAGACCACAUACUAAACAUCGUGUUGCGUUGUGCCCGCCGCGAACCAUCCGCAAAAGCGCGCUGCAUCGCGCUUUCGCAGCUCGGUCAAUGGAUUUUGUUGAAGUUAUCCCAUCCGCUAAACACAAGUAGCCGUUCGCGCGGCUACUUUCAGCAAGCAAUUCCACAUCCACCUGGUGUGCAGCCGCGCGACCUGCACCAUAACUCGCAAUUCAAUCCACGCAUACGCGAAGCCUUACAAGUUCUGCUGCAAGCUUUGCAAUUCAAGCAUCGCACCAUUGCGAUUGUGGCGGUCGACGCUUUGAAGCUGUGCGCGGAACGCGGUCGUGAGCUGGCGUCUAUUGAGCGCUUGCCUCAGCUAAUUAUCACUGCUAUAUGUAAGGCGCUCGAAAUACAGCAAGUGGCGAAUCCGAAGGACUCUGACAAGAUUGUGCUGACUUCGUUGAUGCUUUGCCUGGGUGAAUACUGCAUGUCAUUUCCGGCGUCCUUAAUGUUGGCGCCGCUGAACGAACGCGGUGACACAUUGGUGUUGUUGGUGUUGCGCGUGCUAAUGCAAAUCGCCUCCGGCGCACCCAGACACGAACGCGUCAAAUUGACCGCCGACGACGACUUCGAUACGCACAUCUCCAGCGAUGACCUGCAGACGGACGGCAAGCUGCCUGAGGCGAACUACCAGACCUCGGAGACAAUACAGGCGUGCAUUAGCGCGAUAAAGAUGUGCGCCAAGGCUAUAGCUAUGCAUUUGGUUACACAUUUGGGACACUUUCCAAUGGGUAUUGGCGCGUCCAGACUCAGCUCGAUGGUGGAGGAGCAAGAUGAUGUCGCGGCAAAUGCCAGUUUGGGCGCACAGAGCGCUGGUGCCGAUGCGCGGCGCGACUCCGUUGAGUUGCCGUCAGUAUUGCAUGCACAGAAUUUGCAGCUCUUCAUGCUGAGUUCCGGCUUGGUGGCGAGUUUCAUUGAAUUGCCUGCGCUCAAGUUGCCCGGUGGUGGCGCGACAGCCGGCUUGAUAACCGCCGAGAAGCAAGUGCGUGUGUUGCUGCGCGAUUUGAAUGGGAAGGCCUGUUGGGAUGCAUCGAUACUGUACAGUGAGCCGCGUAAAUGCGUCAAAUCCAUGACAAAUGAAAGCACAACUUCGACGCAUGCGUCUGGUGGUAGCGUAGCUGUGGAGCGCAUGGGCGAUAGCAUGCACCGCAGCUUCAAUACAACGCCACAACAUCGAAAUAUGUCGCAGCCGAUGGAUUCGCUGAUAUCGUCAAUGAUUGGCCUAGAUGUGUUGCCACCGCGGCAUACUUUACGACAUCGUCCGGCGGGUGAGCUGCCACUAGCCAAGGACUUGGCGCCCGAUCUCGAUCAAUUAGAUGAUCUUUUGGCCUACAUCGGUCACACGAGUCCUGAGUGUUUAACGAAUCCUUUGGCGCAGCUCAAUACGCCUGGGCCCAGUCCACUGGGCAGCAGUUUGGAGGCACAAACCAUUUCCAUUAUACUCAAUCAGCGCGCGCUCGAACAAGAAUAUGUCUCAAAUCUGAAUCAACAAGCUUUGCAGAACAACACCAACAGCGCUGCGUCGCUACAUCACGAUCAACAUUCAAUGCAUUCGGUCGAACAAGCUUCACACGCGUCAUUCGAAUCAUACAAUACGACAAGUCUAACGGGACGCACGGAAAUUCCCUUCCAGUAUUGCCGCUUACUCUUCUCGCACCUCGGCAUGGCCGGCUGGGAACGGCGUUCGCGCACACACCUGUUGCAACGCACCGAAAAGCUAUUGCGCGAACUGCGCAAUGUGGAUCAACAGCGCUGUCGUGAGACACACAAAAUGGCAGUGAUUUAUGUGGCUUCUGGUCAGGAGGACAAGAGCAGUAUACUGAAUAAUGCAAGCGGCAGCAGCACUUAUGAAAUGUUCGUCUCAGCGCUGGGCUGGGAAAUCGACUUGGAAACACACAACGGCUUUCUUGGCGGUUUGCCACGUCAGGGGUGUGGCGCGACGGCGCCCUACUAUGCUACACCAUUUCUGGAGGUGAUUUAUCAUGUGGCUACGCGCAUGCCUUCUGAUUCGCCGGAGAAUUUGCUGCUGAAAACGCGUCAUCUGGGCAACGAUGAGGUGCACAUUGUGUGGAGCGAACAUUAUCGCGACUAUCGGCGCGAUAUAUUGCCGACAGAGUUCUGUGAUGUGUUGAUUGUGGUGUAUCCACUAAAGAAUGGUCUGUUCCGUGUGACGGUGAAUCGUAAGCCAGAGGUGCCUUGGUUCGGUCCAUUGGCUAAUGAGAGCAUCGUUAGUGGCGCCUGCUUGGCGACGCUGAUACGUGCAACAGCAAUCAACGCGAGUCGCGCCAAACGCGCAGCCAUGUCGCUCUUCCAGCAAUAUUAUGAGGAACGCAACCGUUCUUUGGAAAGCGUCUCAUCGCGUUACAAGGAGAGCACCACCUUUGAGGACUUCGCAAAUCGCAUCUACAAUCCAAUGCCGCUGCGUGAUACCGGCGCAGCAGCGCCACUGGCAGCUGCUUUGAUCGAUCACCAUCGUUCAUCAAUAAAGGGUUGGGUGCAGGCUUCCAUCGAUUCCAAUACAAGAGAUCUAAUGCACACGGGUCUGGCGCCCUCUGCUUCGGCCACCACCACCGCUGCCAUGGAGGCGGCCACGAACAGCUCAUCAUCGCCGCGCGGCGCACGCAAAUUGGGCGCGCCCUUUAAAAGCGUGAACGUGCCAAAGAAAAACGCUUUGCAGUCGAGUAGCAACACACCACCGGAAAGCCCAACAUUGCCUCUGCGGCGCUUCAAAUAAUUAUAUAAAAUAAGCUACAUUUAAUGAAGAAAUAUUAGAAAAUUCGUUGAAAAGCCAGUCAUCAGAAUGCGCGCUGCAGAGGCCAGUUUGUUUGCUUUUAUUUCAAAUGUGCAAAAUAUUAUUCAUUCCCUUGUGGUUUUUUGUUAACACUUGUUCGGAAUGAAUUAAGUUCAAAUUUAUUUUAUGUAAUUAACAUAACCGUUAGUGUGUAUUUGCUGUAGAAAGCAUGUCAUUUUUCAGUUAUGCACAUUUACACUUUCAAUUUUAGUCGCAAACUAUUUAAAGUAAAAACACACAUUUCAAAAGUAUUUGUAUUGCAACUUAACUAUGUUCUCUAUCUCACUUACACUCUCUAAAUAUUAAUAAUUAUACAUGCGUAUAUAUUUUAUUUAUGUUAAACAAGUAUAUUUAAGUUAAACUAAUUUUGUAUUAACUUUUAAACUUUGUGUGUUGUAUUAUAUUAUUAUAUUUAAAGGCAUACAUGGCGUGCUGUGUAGUUGUAUUGUAAUUUUAUUAUAUCUAUAGGCUAUAAUUCUUUAAAAUAAUAAUUCAGUGAACGCCGCAAAUCUCCGUUCCA